This is a messenger RNA of Mus pahari (shrew mouse), 2282 nucleotides long. It is a transcript of the gene Nde1, whose product is annotated as nudE neurodevelopment protein 1. Bases 120 to 1154 code for a protein of 344 amino acids. Gene Ontology annotation, biological process: cell migration; chromosome segregation; vesicle transport along microtubule. NCBI's taxonomy places the organism in Eukaryota, Metazoa, Chordata, Mammalia, Rodentia, Muridae. The transcript has 9 exons. Gene Ontology annotation, molecular function: microtubule binding. The record is from RefSeq and is a predicted model, not a curated record. Gene Ontology annotation, cellular component: centrosome; kinetochore; kinesin complex.
CGCGCGGUGCCGGCGAGGCUGGUGGGCAAGAAAGGCCUGCUAGCCCGCGCCUCGCUGGGAUCGUCGCCGCCCGGGCGGACAUCAUGUCACAGGAAGAGUGAGCUCUUGCCUAUUUUAUCAUGGAGGACUCGGGAAAGACAUUUGAAUCAGAGGAGGAAGAAACAAACUAUUGGAGAGAACUGGCCAUGACCUACAAACAGAGGGCAGAGAAUACACAGGAAGAACUCCGAGAAUUCCAGGAAGGAAGCCGAGAAUACGAAGCUGAAUUGGAGACUCAGCUGCAGCAAAUUGAAACCAGGAACCGGGAUCUCUUAUCAGAGAAUAACCGCCUUCGCAUGGAGCUGGAGUCUGUGAAGGAGAAGUUUGAGAUGCAGCACUCAGAGGGUUACCGGCAGAUCUCAGCCUUGGAGGAUGACCUGGCGCAGACGAAAGCCAUUAAAGACCAACUGCAGAAAUACAUCAGGGAACUGGAACAAGCCAAUGAUGACCUGGAAAGAGCCAAACGAGCCACAAUCAUGUCCCUGGAAGACUUUGAGCAGCGUUUGAAUCAAGCCAUUGAAAGAAAUGCCUUCCUAGAGAGUGAGCUGGAUGAGAAGGAGAAUCUUCUAGAAUCUGUUCAGAGGCUGAAGGAUGAAGCCCGAGAUCUGCGGCAGGAAUUGGCUGUGCAGCAGAAGCAAGACAAGCCCCGGACACCCAUGCCAGGCUCAGGGCAAGCCAAAAGGACAGACAUGGCCGUGCAGGCUACAGGCUCUGUACCAUCUACUCCAGUAGCUCACCGAGGACCUAGCUCUGGUUUGAACACACCAGGAAUGUUCAGGCGUGGUCUGGACAGCUCCACCAGUGGGACCCCACUCACACCUGCAGCCCGGAUAUCAGCCCUAAACAUCGUUGGGGACCUGCUUCGGAAAGUUGGGGCCCUGGAGUCCAAACUAGCAUCAUGCAGGAACUUCAUAUAUGAUCAGUCCCCAAGCCGGACAAGUGGGCCAACCUCAGGACGAGGAACCAAAAACAGAGAUGGUGUUGACAGAAGGCCAGGCGGCACCAGUGUGGGCGACAAAGGGUCAGGAAAACGCUUGGAGUUUGGGAAGCCAGCCUCAGAGCCAGCAUCACCAGCGCUACCAUCCGCCCAGGGUGUGGUCAAGCUUUUGCUUUAGGACCAGAGAGAACUGCGCCCUUCCCUGUCUUCCCUACUUUAUAGUCGGCUUUUAGUCGCUUUAUUUUCCAGGUAGUUUGAGAAAUAAGAGCCAGCACCACCAGCAUUCACUUUGUGCUGUGCAGCCUAAGCUGACUAAGUCUGUUGGUGGUGGACUUGGCCUCACUCCUAUGAUGUGGCUCAGUCCCUAGCAGUGUGUGUCACCGAGAUGAGCGCGCGCGCGCACACACACACACACACACACACCACUCCGGACCAGGCAGCUCUAAAGUAUGAUGCCAUUGGCUAACUAGAGUUUUAAUGGCCUCCAGUGGUGUUUGGAAUAUGUAUAAUCUUCAGAGAAGGACUAAAGCCCAGCUGAGGAGCUCUCUGCAGCCUACUUCCAGCUGAAGCUGUCUUCUGGAACAUUCUCCUGGUGCUUUUGCAGCAUGAUUAAAUUGUAUCUAGGACUGGGAGAUUACAGAGGUAAAAAAAAGGCUCUUUUAAACUAUGGUCAUGCACCUUUGACAUUUCAACACUGUCUGCCUCCUAAGUCAGUAGGAGACUAUCCUCUAUUGAUAAACCCUGACUGAUGUCUUUCUUGAGUCCCCUUCCCUGAUGUUGGGGUGGCAUGUGCAUUGCCCUGGCCUUUGUUACACCAUCCCUAAGAACAGAACUUCAUCCAGCCAGCUGGGCUUCAUCCAGAUACCAUAGAGCAACCAGAGUGAUAAAGCAAGAGAUGGAGCUCGCCGCCAGACGCGCCCUUGGGAUGCGGAAAAACCAGCACAGGCUCUGCAAUGCCAGCUUGUCUCUCAUCUCUGGGGUGUAGCGCUGCCUCACACGUCAGUCCACAAUGAGAAAAGCACACUAAUACCAGAGCUUGCCACCCUUCACUGGCUACUAACUUAUUUUCUAGUUGAUUUGUAAAACUGGCCUAGAGUUGGGCCUAGAACUUUGUGUGUGCUACUGACAUUCACAAGGUGGCUUCAAGCUGCUGGCUGUUCUCCUUAGACAUCAUAACCUGGGGAAAGAUGGACUUUAUUUUUUAUAAGAAAUAAAAUCAAAUCAAAAGAAAUGCCUGCUCAAUAGAUGUGUGUCCUUCCAUGUCUGUGCACAAGGCCAUAAAGUUUGUUUUUAACCAAGUAAUAAA